AUGCAGCAGGAAGUGAAGCUUUACAACAAUCCCAAAGAGCGGGAGAUGUACGAGAACAUGGCGGAUCUCUAUUCCAUCAUCAAAACUACAGAGGCGCUGGAGCGCGCUCACAUGCGGGAUGCCAUUAAUUAUGAAGAGUACCGCGGCGCGUGCGCUAAGUUGAUCACGCAGUACAAGACGGCGAGGAAGGUGACGCAGCCCCACGUACCCGACGUGCGCAAGUUCAUGCAGGACUACCGCCUCGACUGCGAGGCCGCCCUCGAUCGGCUCGAGUCCGGAGUACCGGACAACCCGGACGUGACGAUCGACCCCAAGGUGGUGGCCGAGACCGUGCAGUUCUUCAUCACCGCCAUGGACUCGCUCAAGCUCAACAUGAACGCCAUCGAUCAGGUUCAUCCCCUCUUGACUGACCUGUUCGAGUCGCUGAACCGAAUAUCCGCGCUCGCGCCCAACUUUGAGGGCAAGGCCAAAGUCCGUCACUGGCUUUCGCUGAUGGCCUCGAUGAAGGCCAGCGAUGAGCUCAACGACGAGCAGGUGCGUCAGCUCCUGUUCGACCUCGAGACCUCCUACACCGCUUUCCACAACUCGCUCGGCGGCGGCAAGUAG
This is a messenger RNA of Acanthamoeba castellanii str. Neff, 606 nucleotides long. Its product is annotated as vacuolar protein sortingassociated protein 28, putative. The transcript has 5 exons. Bases 1 to 606 code for a protein of 201 amino acids. NCBI's taxonomy places the organism in Eukaryota, Discosea, Longamoebia, Acanthamoebidae. Gene Ontology annotation, cellular component: ESCRT I complex. Gene Ontology annotation, molecular function: protein-containing complex binding. The record is from RefSeq and is a predicted model, not a curated record. Gene Ontology annotation, biological process: protein transport to vacuole involved in ubiquitin-dependent protein catabolic process via the multivesicular body sorting pathway.